This is a messenger RNA of Coccinella septempunctata (seven-spotted ladybird), 1086 nucleotides long. RefSeq names its product homeobox protein Hox-A4a-like. The record is from RefSeq and is a predicted model, not a curated record. Bases 1 to 1086 code for a protein of 361 amino acids. The transcript is spliced from 3 exons. NCBI's taxonomy places the organism in Eukaryota, Metazoa, Arthropoda, Insecta, Coleoptera, Coccinellidae. Gene Ontology annotation, biological process: regulation of DNA-templated transcription. Gene Ontology annotation, molecular function: DNA-binding transcription factor activity, RNA polymerase II-specific; DNA binding.
AUGGAAGACAAAAAUAGUAAAGUCGUCCUCAUAGAUAACACCGGGUUUAGUGUAGAAAUUGAACCGACCACAUAUCUUGAAAAUAACGAUGUGAGCAUCACCCCGCAAACGAGUCAAAGGGGUAGUUUUGGAAGUGAUUCGAGUACCAAGGAUUUAACGGGCUUCAAUUACGUUGAAAUGCCAGAAAAAAUGUGCGGUGAAUACAACGAACAGUGUAUCAAUCUAGAUCAAUGUAACGAUUACAAUUGUUAUUACGAUUACAAUCUGAAUCAACCUCCAUCGCAGCAGCUCAAGCCAGAAGAAUAUGAUGAGCUUGCCAAUUGGUACUUGGCGCACUUCGACUGUGACGUCUUCAAUAACGUGCAACAAAAGGAUAAGACUCUAGAACACAUAGUCACCCAAGAGCCUCUUAAGGUCAGUACUGCGCCAGUUCUACCUAGCCAAAUUUCGCCCAAAAAGUCCACCAAAAAGACCCGUACCAUCUACACGAGCCACCAGCUGGCAGAAUUGGAGAAGGAGUUUCAGGCCAGCAGGUACUAUACAAACAGACUCAAGAGAAGCCAAAUGGCCGGAGCCCUGAACCUAUCGGAACGCCAAAUCAAAGUAUGGUUUCAGAACAGGCGAAUGAAGUGCAAGAAGGAGCUGAAAGCCAAGAAUAUCUCGCCGUCUUCCACCAAUCCCAAUUCCCUAGAUUCGCCCCAGGGUACUGUCGGCGCCCUCAGGACGAGGUGUAACGAAAGAGUACCUCCUUCUUACUCCGAGUACGUUCCAGUCAAUCAUCAGCAGCUCACGCACCCCUACGGCGCAAGACCGACUCCCUACGAGUCCAGAGGAUACAACAACUUGAAUAGGGAUUGCUAUUCUGAGGCAACUAUGUAUUCCCCAAUGAAUAAUACGUUGAAUCCACCUCAUAACCCUGGUCCUGGAAAAAUGUAUUUGCCCAUUCAUACAGCGAAGGGGAACAUGUCGUUUGGACGGUUGACUUGGGAAGUACCAAAUAUUUCUGCCCCCAACAUGACACUCACAGAACAGGUGAGGAAUUUGGUCAAUGAAAACUGGCUGAAGCACAACACACCCCCAAAUUAA